UUGCGAUAGAGUGCCGAGUCGCGCCAGUGAUACGUCACGCAGGCGCCGCUCGCUGAAGGCUUUCCCCGCCCAUCCGGCCCCGUUCUGUCUUUCCGGACGUGGUGGAACAGAAGGCGCCAUCAUGGGAGUCGACAUCCGCCACAACAAAGACCGAAAGGUUCGGCGCAAGGAGCCCAAGAGCCAGGACAUCUACCUAAGGCUGUUGGUCAAGCUCUACAGAUUUCUGGCCAGACGAACCAACUCCACCUUCAACCAAGUGGUGCUGAAGAGGUUGUUCAUGAGUCGCACCAACCGGCCGCCUCUGUCCCUUUCCCGGAUGAUCCGGAAGAUGAAGCUUCCUGGCCGCGAGGGCAAAACCGCUGUGGUUGUAGGGACUAUAACUGAUGACGUGCGUGUCCAGGAGGUGCCCAAACUGAAGGUGUGUGCACUUCGUGUGAGCAGCCGCGCCCGGAGCCGCAUCCUCAAGGCCGGGGGCAAGAUCCUCACCUUCGACCAGCUGGCCCUGGACUCCCCCAAGGGCUGCGGCACUGUCUUGCUUUCCGGUCCUCGCAAGGGCCGCGAGGUGUACAGGCAUUUUGGCAAGGCCCCAGGAACCCCUCACAGCCACACCAAACCCUACGUCCGAUCCAAGGGCAGGAAGUUCGAGCGCGCAAGAGGCCGGCGGGCCAGCCGUGGCUACAAAAACUAACCCCCGAUCCUACCUUGUUAUUAAAAAGAUUUUGGAUGCUAAAAAAAAAAAAAA
This is a messenger RNA of Pteronotus mesoamericanus, 742 nucleotides long. RefSeq names its product ribosomal protein L18 (gene RPL18). Gene Ontology annotation, biological process: translation. The record is from RefSeq and is a predicted model, not a curated record. The transcript is spliced from 8 exons. Gene Ontology annotation, molecular function: RNA binding; structural constituent of ribosome. Bases 122 to 688 code for a protein of 188 amino acids. Gene Ontology annotation, cellular component: cytosolic large ribosomal subunit; ribosome. NCBI's taxonomy places the organism in Eukaryota, Metazoa, Chordata, Mammalia, Chiroptera, Mormoopidae.